AUGGGUCAACAAAAAAGGGUUUCAAGACAUUCAAAAAAACAUGGAAAAUUUAGAAACAAUCAUGGUGGUCAUGGAGUCCUUGAGUCUUUCCACUUUGAAGAUAGUCCUAGAAAGGAUGAAGAUGUUCAUGGUGUUCUUAUUUCUCGUGAAACUAACUCAAGUUCUUCUUCAUGUACUGCCGUUUGCGUUAGUAAUCACAGCCAAAAAGGUAACUUCUUCACCAACUCUCCUAUUAUUUCUGAGAUCCAACCCACUGCAAAUGACGUUGGUGAGGAAGUGAACUCCCAUGCGCCUGCUCCUGUUGACCUCCUUGUGAAUGUUGAAGCUACAGCAGCUUCUAUCCUCGAUUCUGGAGUUGGAACUAAGGCAGGAAAACCCUUUGAAGUUCUCUCUCAUGCCCCAUCCGAAGUUCCGGGUACUAGUUUUGGUUCUCAUGCUAAUGAUAUCCCAAAAACCCUAAACCCUAAACCCUAA
Molecule: messenger RNA, 474 nt
Organism: Lactuca virosa
Lineage: Eukaryota; Viridiplantae; Streptophyta; Magnoliopsida; Asterales; Asteraceae
Source: the annotation of a GenBank genome assembly